AUGGCGGCGGCCGCGCUGCGGUUCCCGGCGGAGGAGAUGGACUUUGAGGACGUGGCCAUCGCCUUCUCCCAGGAGGAGUGGGGGCUCCUCGAUGAGGCUCAGAGACUUCUGUACUGCGAGGUGAUGCUGGAAAUCUUUGGACUUGUAGCAUCUCUUGGUUGUUGGCAUAAAUUGGAAGCUAACGAGGCCCCUUCAGAGCAGUGUGUGUCUGUAGAAGGCAAGUCACAGGUAAGAGCUUCCGAGACAGCUCCAGGAGCCCAGAGGACUGACCCCUGCGACCAGUGUGUCUCGGUGUUAAAAGAUAUUUUGCACCUGACUGAGUGCCAAGCAGUAAACCUUGAAAAUAAAACGUUCUUCAGAAAUGUCUCUGUGAGGGGCCCCAGCUUCAGUGCAGACUUUUUACAGAGGCAUGCCAGUGGGGAGAAGCCCUGGAGAGGAAACGUGGACAAGGAUUGGUCAGUGACCAGGGACAGCUUCUGUGUAUCGGGAACGCCUUUCACAGGUCAGGAUGUUGGGGCAGAAUGUCCAGCCACCUCAGACCUUCUGCAGCUCCAGUCCGCUCUUACCACUGAGCGGCCACACGGUGGCAGGGAGAGUGGGCAGGCCACUCCCAGUGGAAAAAGUCAACAUGCGUUGGGUGAAUGUGAGAAGGCUGCUCUCCACAAUCAGAACCUUGUCCAGCGGCAGAGGAUCUGUUCUGGAGAAGGGCAUCACGCGUGUAGCAAGUGCGGGAAGUUCCCUCAACACGGAAGGGUUCCCACGGGAGAAAAACCGGAUGUGUACGGUGCCGGUGGGACGCGCUUUCACGGCGGAGACUUCCUCAUCGCACCUCGGAGCGUUCCUACUGUAGAAAAGCGUUAUGAGUGCAGUGAUUGUGGGAAAUGCCUCGGCUACAAAAUUGACCUCAUUAGACACCAGAGAAUUCAUACUGGUGAAAAGCCCUAUCAAUGCAGCGAUUGUGGGAAGUCCUUCAGACAAAGCUGUGCCCUCAUUCAGCACAAAAGAAUUCAUACCGGGGAAAAGCCAUAUGAGUGCGGUUAUUGCGGGAAGUCCUUCCGACAAAGGACUAACUUCAUUCUGCACAAAAGAGUGCACACUGGAGAAAGACCGUACGAAUGUAACGAAUGUGAGAAAUCAUUCACCCGCACCUACAACCUUCUUACACACCAGAGGAUUCACACUGGAGAAAAGCCCUAUGCGUGCAGCGAUUGUGGGAAGUCCUUCAGAGAAAGCUCCACCCUCAUUAAACACAAAAGGGUUCACACUGGAGAAAAACCUUACAAGUGCAAUGAGUGUGGCAAGUCUUUUACACGCGCAUCUAACCUCCUCAGGCACCAGAGACUUCACACUGAAGGAAAGCCUUAA
This is a messenger RNA of Pipistrellus nathusii (Nathusius's pipistrelle), 1365 nucleotides long. The record is from the annotation of a GenBank genome assembly. Lineage: Eukaryota; Metazoa; Chordata; Mammalia; Chiroptera; Vespertilionidae.